This is a messenger RNA of Brenthis ino (lesser marbled fritillary), 2421 nucleotides long. The record is from the annotation of a GenBank genome assembly. NCBI's taxonomy places the organism in Eukaryota, Metazoa, Arthropoda, Insecta, Lepidoptera, Nymphalidae.
AUGCCAAAACAAACACUUUUUGAUGAAGAUUCAGAGGAAGAAGUGGCUCUAAAAACAGAAAAUGAAUACGCAAAAAAAUACGAUGCUUGGCGUGAAAAAGAAGAAUUACAUAAAUUGGAACAAAAGUAUGGCUCAAAAGCUCUAAACUCAGAUGUUUCAAUAUCAUCUGAUAGUGAAGAUGAAAGUGAUGAACCUCCAGAAGUUUCAGAAGAGGUGGAGAAGCAAUUCCUUAAAACCUUGGCUCUUUUAAAAACAAAGGAUCCUAGAAUAUAUGACCCUAAUUAUAAGUUUUUUGAUGAGCAAAUUGAGAAAGAAAAAGAAAAGGAAGAAGAUGGCAAGAAAUUAACUUUUGGUGACAGUGAUGAUGAUGAUGAUGAUGACGACAAUAAUCCCAAUAUAUUUAGUAUUGAAAAGAAAGCUGAAAUUGAUAAACCAGAGGAAGAUAAUAUGGUCAAAUCAUCAAAGGAUAAUAAAAUUAAAGAUUAUUUAGUUGGUAAGGCUGAACAUGUAGAUGAAGAAAUUGAAAAAGAGCUUGCUCCGCUCAGGGAACUAUGGUCAGAUCCUAAGCUAAAUGAUGGAGAAGCUUUCUUAAGGGAUUACAUAUUAAAUAAAAGGUAUCUAGAAGAUGGUGAUCCUGGAGAAGCAGGUGAUAAGAUACGUGAUGAUGAUGACUUAGAAGAAGAUGAAAAGAUGGUGGAGGAGCAGGGCAAGUUUGAACGCGCCUAUAAUUUCCGCUUCGAAGAGCCUGACGACGAAUAUUUAAAACGAUUUCCUCGCACAAUGAACUACAUCCGUCCGAAGGACGACCGCCGCUCCCGCAAACGAGCUGAAAUACGAGAACGAAAAGAAGAAGAGAAAAAGAAGAAAAUGGAGGAAAUUGCCAGACUUAAAGCAUUAAAGCUGAAGGAGAUUCAAGAGAAAAUUGCGAAGAUUAAAGAAGUUACAGGCAAUGAAGAUCUAGCCUUUAAGGAAGAAGACAUAGAAGGUGAUUUCGAUCCUGAAGAACAUGACAGAAGAAUGAAAGCAUUGUUCGAUGAAGAAUACUAUGGAGAUGUGGAUGAUCAGAAACCUGUGUUUCCUGACUUAGACGAGGAGCUGGAAAUAGAAAAUUGGGAAAAGUUUGAAAACGAAGACAAUUAUAAUGGAGACCAGGAUGAAAAUGGACCUCAUUGUGAAGAUGAAGACUUCAAUAUGGAUGCCGACUACGACCCAAAGAAAGCAAAAGAGAACCUUCUAGAAGAACUCAAACGGAACAUGGGCAAGAAAAGAAGGAAUAGAAAGAAAAAGUCAAAAUUAGCUGAGUUGUUAUCAGAUAAAAAACCGAAAUUUGUACCUGAAUUUGAUAAAACGUAUUCAGAAUUUAUGGAGGAGUAUUAUAAGAUGGACUGUGAAGAUGUCAUUGGUGGGGAUUUACCGACUAGAUUCAAAUACAGAGAGGUUGUUCCCAAUAAUUAUGGAUUGACGGUUGAAGAGAUACUUCUAGCAGAUGACAAAGAACUAACUCAAUGGGUGCCACUAAAGAAAAUAAUUAAGUACCGACCUGAUAAUGUAGAAAAAAGUGAUGUCAAAGUUUAUUCCCAAAAAGCGGCCGAUGAAAGGUUGAAGAAGAAAAUACUGCCGAGUCUCUUCAAAGAUUUACCUGAAGAACCCGAGUUAAUGGUGCCGCCAGAACCAGUAAGUAAGAAGAAGAAAAAGAAGAAGAAAAAUAAAAAAGAAGAAGAAACAAAAGUAACAGUUAAUAUAGAUGACAAUAUAAUCAAUACACCAAUAGCACCAGAAGAAACACAUAAGAAAAAGAAGAAGCGGAAAUAUAAAGAAAAUGGCAACAUUGAUAAUAACUCUGUAUUAGGCAAUAAAGAUAUUGAAAAUAAUGACAUAGAAAAAGUAUAUAAAGAACCUUCGGCUAAAAGAGAAGAAAUUAAUGACGAACCAAAUGUUGUUCCAAAAAGUACACAGACAAUUAAUAAAAAGAAGAAAAAGAAACAUGUAAAUUCUUUCACUGUAGAUAAUGUUGAAAAUGAAGGCCCUAGCAAAAUUGAUAGUGAAUUAAACAAUGACAGUAAACAAAAAUCUAAAAAACAUAAGAAACAUAAAAACUCUGUAGUUGAGACUACAGAAAAUGAUACUCAAAGCGACGUAAUUAAUAAUUCAAAUAAAACAGAAGGCAGUUUGAAACGAAAAUUAGAAUCUGACUCUAAUCAGGUGCCCAAAAAGAAAAAGAAGAAAAAUAAACAAAAAGGCACAGAUAAUAAAAAUCAGGGAAAUAAUAAAAAUAUGGGCAAAAACAAGUUUAAAAAUAAAAAUAGUAAUAAACAGAAUGACAAAACAAGAGAUCCUCUUAAUAAAUUAUCAGAUGAAAGACUUAAAGCCUAUGGAUUAAAUCCGAAGAAAUAUAGAAGUUUCUUAAAAUAUAAGAAGUUU